UAAUUUAUUUUUGUGAUUUUCAAAGGAUGACCGCUCGGCACAUUCGCCAAUACAAAUCCGAUCGCUUUCUCUCUCACACACUCAAUGUGUGUACUCUAUAAAGGGAGGAAAUUUUGAGCCCUAAAUUUUCUGCUAUCAAUCUCUUUCUCAGCUUACAGAUACAAGAAAAUAUAAAAGAUGAGUACAUUAGAUGUUGCGAGGACAGAACUUGCUCUUGCUGUUCUGUAUUUGAACAAAGCUGAAGCCAGAGACAAGAUCUGCAGAGCAAUACAAUACGGCUCAAAAUUCGUGAGUAAUGGGGAGCCAGGAACAGCACAAAAUGUUGACAAGUCAACUAGCUUGGCUAGGAAAGUUUUCCGUCUUUUUAAGUUUGUCAAUGAUUUGCAUGCUCUUAUCAGUCCAGUCUCCCCUGGAACUCCCCUCCCAAUAGUUUUAUUGGGGAAGUCAAAAAAUGCAUUACUGUCGACUUUCUUGUUCCUUGACCAAGUUGUUUGGCUCCAUAGAUCCGGCAUCUACAAGAACAAAGAACGGGCAGAAAUAAUUGGCAGGAUAUCUCUCUUCUGUUGGAUGGGGUCUUCAGUCUGUACUACUUUAGUCGAGAUAGGAGAGCUUGGGAGGCUUUCGAAGUCAAUGAAGAAAUUGGAUAAGGAACUCAAGGAUACCAAUAAAUACAAGAAUGAAGAGUAUCGUGCUAAAAUUAAAUCAUCAAACGAGAGGUCAUUGGCUUUGAUCAAAGCAGCCAUGGAUAUUGUGGUUGCAGCCGGGUUGCUCCAGUUGUCUCCCAAAAAGGUGACUCCUCGUGUUACAGGAGCCUUUGGAUUUGCCAGCUCCCUCAUAUCUUGUUAUCAGCUGCUUCCAGCACCACCCAAGUCCAAAUCGUCUUGAGCAGAUGAGAAUGAUGAGUACCCAAAGCUAGAUGUGGACGUUGUUAAAAAUUAAAAUAAUUAUUAAUAUAUAAAUUGCAGUUACAUACAAUGUUUUUGUAUGAUUUUUUAUUUGCAGUCAACAAUUGCAAUAAUGUAUGUCGUGCCUGUUUUUAUCAUAUUAGUAUUCUGUGUA
Lactuca sativa (garden lettuce) is the source of this 1059-nucleotide messenger RNA. RefSeq names its product peroxisomal membrane protein 11D. NCBI's taxonomy places the organism in Eukaryota, Viridiplantae, Streptophyta, Magnoliopsida, Asterales, Asteraceae. Gene Ontology annotation, cellular component: peroxisomal membrane. Gene Ontology annotation, biological process: peroxisome fission. The record is from RefSeq and is a predicted model, not a curated record.